UUAGUCCCAAAUGAGUCAGCAUACAGCCCCGCUCGGCGGGGGCUGCCUGUCUGGCGAGGACAGCCGCACAAACACGGUUGCAGAGAGCGAGGAGCGCUGGGUUUCUGCAGCUCCUGUCCCUCCUCAGAGAGUCUGAGAGGACCCACCCACCAAGGCCAUGGAAGUGGAGGCUACAGAGGCCAAAGCCCCAGGCCCCUGCUACAAGCGCUCUGGCCGCCGUUAUAAGUGCCUGUUCUGUACAAAGACAUUUCCAAAUGCUCCCAGGGCAGCCCGCCAUGCUGCUACACAUACAUCUACAGACUGCAAAGAGGAGGUGAAUGAGGUCCAGUCCAAGGUGGACACGGAGCCCAAGGCCGAGGACGCCAGCGGAGACAAGGUGUCUGCUUCAGUGGCCAAGCCCCGGCCCUAUGCCUGUCCACUGUGCCCCAAGGCCUACAAGACAGCUCCUGAGCUCCGCAGCCACGGGCGCAGCCACACUGGGGAGAAGCCCUUCCCGUGCCCCGAGUGUGGCCGCCGCUUCAUGCAGCCAGUGUGCCUGCGUGUGCACCUGGCCUCGCACGCUGGUGAGCUGCCCUUCCGAUGCACGCACUGCCCCAAGGCUUAUGGGACACUGUCCAAACUCAAGAUCCACCAGCGCGGGCACACAGGGGAGCGGCCCUACGCCUGCACCGACUGCGGCAAGAGCUUUGCCGAUCCGUCAGUGUUCCGCAAGCACCGGCGCACGCACGCCGGCCUGCGGCCCUACAGCUGCGAGCGCUGCGGCAAGGCCUACGCCGAGCUCAAGGACCUGCGCAACCACGAGCGGUCCCACACGGGUGAGCGCCCCUUCCUUUGCUCCGAGUGCGGCAAAAGCUUCUCGCGAUCCUCUUCGCUCACAUGCCACCAGCGCAUCCACGCAGCCCAGAAACCCUACCGCUGCCCAGCGUGUGGGAAGGGCUUCACGCAGCUCAGCUCCUACCAAAGCCACGAGCGUACGCAUUCGGGCGAGAAGCCCUUCUUGUGCCCUCGCUGUGGCCGCAUGUUCUCCGACCCCUCGAGCUUCCGCCGCCACCAGCGGGCACACGAGGGCGUGAAGCCUUACCGCUGCGAGAAGUGCGGCAAGGACUUCCGGCAGCCGGCCGACCUGGCCAUGCACCGGCGAGUGCACACGGGCGACCGGCCCUUCAAGUGCCUGCAGUGCGACAAGACUUUCGUGGCCUCCUGGGACCUCAAGCGGCACGCCCUGGUGCACUCGGGCCAGCGGCCCUUCCGCUGCGAGGAGUGCGGGCGAGCCUUCGCCGAGCGAGCCAGCCUCACGAAGCACAGCCGCAUGCACUCGGGUGAGCGUCCUUUCCACUGUAACGCCUGCGGGAAGUCUUUCGUGGUGCUGUCCAGCCUCAGGAAGCACGAGCGCACCCACAGAAGCAACGAGACCCCCGGAGCCGCCCCCCAGCAGGAGCUGGUCCUGGGACUGGCGCUGCCCGUAGGCGUCGUGGGUGAGGGCUCGGCCGCCCCCGGGGCGGGGGCUGGGCUAGGGGACCCUCCCGCCGGGCUGCUGGGGUUACCGCCCGAGUCUGGUGGGGUAGUGGCUACACAGUGGCAGGUGGUGGGCAUGACGGUGGAGCAUGUGGAGUGCCAGGACGCCAGCGUCGGGGAGGCCCCUGGCACCCUGGGAGACGCGGGGGAGGGGGCGGGCGAGGAGACCGAUGAGAAGCCCGCACAGUUCGUGUGUCGAGAGUGCAAAGAAACUUUCAGCACGUUGACGUUGCUGCGCCGGCACGAGCGCUCGCACCCCGAGCUCCGGCCCUUCCCCUGCACCCAGUGUGGCAAGAGCUUCUCGGACAGGGCUGGGCUUCGCAAGCACAGUCGCACCCACAGCUCCGUCCGCCCCUACUCCUGUCCCCAGUGUCCGAAAGCGUUCCUGAGUGCCAGUGACCUGCGCAAACAUGAACGCACCCACCCCGUGCCCAUCGGGACCCCCAUCCCCCUGGAGCCCCUCGUGGCUUUGCUAGGAAUGCCAGAAGAAGGGUCAGCUUGAAGCUUGCAGCUCUCUCUACUCCUCCCCACCCCACCCCCCAAGCCCCACCCCCAGUCUCCUGUGGGCAGCUAGCUCUGCUCUCAGUCCAUGGAGAGCCGGGGACAACCGAGGCUGGCAGACACAGUCAUUAAAGCGUUGGCUUUGACACCGAGCUGUCUUCUGCAUUCUGGUGCAGUUAAGCCUCAGUGGAGAUCCCAGACAGACACACAGAGGGCUCUGGGGGGUGUUUUGUUUUGUGACAGGAUCUCAAAGCUUAGCCUGACCCAGAGCUCAGUGGGUAGCCCAGGCUCACCUUGAGCUCAAGCGAUCCUCCUGAACUAGCCUCCCAAGUACUAGGAUUACAGGUGUUUACCACACCUGGCCCCAGAAGGGUCUUGAAAUGUGUUGAUUGCCAAAGUAUAUUUUGGGUUGUAAGAGCUUUGUAGGCAGGUUGAUCCAGGAAGGUAUCUGAGACUCUGAGAAUUCCGGGGAAUUCAGCAGUGUGUUAAAAGCGUCAAGCCCUGCAGUGAAGCAGCCUCUGCAGCUUAGGUUAGCCUGUACUUGGGGCCGUGAAACCUUUACUAUGUCUGUCCUUCCAUAGAUAGUAAGCUGGCCUCAACAAUUAUUUUUUUCUCAGGGCUGGAGAGAUGGCUCCACUGUUAAAGGCUAAGGGUCACAAAAAGUUCCCCCCUCAGGUAUGAGACAGCUAAAAAACAUUAUCUUUUCUGUUUUUCACAGUAACAAACUAGAAGGUGUACUUGGAGGGAAACAGAUUCCUCUUCACAUUAAAACCCACGAACUACAAAGAACUAACCUCAUGGUAGUACACGCCUGUAAUCCCAGCCCUCUGGAGGCAGAGGCAGGCAGAUUGCUGGGAGUUCGAGGCCAGCCUGGUCUACAGAAAGGGAGUCCAGGGCAGCCAGGGCUGUUACACAGAGAAACCCUGUCUUGAAAAAAGUCCUUACUGGGUUUGGGUUUGGUGGUGCACACCUUCAGUCCCAGCACUCAGGCGGUAGAGGCAGACAGAUCUCUGGGUUCAAGGACAGCCUGUUUGAAGGAGUUCCAGGAAAGCAGGGGCUACAUACACAUACACACAAAGCCAAGUGAAGAAAUAUAUGUAGUCUAAGCAGUGGGGCAUACUAUGCCUGAAUUGACAAGGUUGUUACUAAAAUAUGUUGAUAGACUCCAGCACUUGGGAGGCAGAGGGAAGGAGGUCUCUGAGUUCAAGACUAGUUUGGUCAACAUCAGGAGUUCUAGCUGACCAGGGCCACAUUAUGAGAUACACAAAAGUUGACAACUGGAAUUUAUUUUGGUGAUGGAGCACUUACCCAUCAUGUGUGAUGUGAGGUCCUGGGUUCUAUCUACAGCAUUAGGAGGGAAAAGUUGACUCUCCUAGUUUGGUCUCUAAAUCCAUUGCAUUUGCAUUGAAUUCACAGUGUAGCCCAGGCUGCCCUCAAACUGGUACUUCUGCUGUAGCUUCCCAAGCAUAUGCUGUCACAGCUGACUGUCUGACAUUUGUAAGGGGAAACCAACCAGAGUUCCUGGCUGUCCUGGAACUUUACUCUGUAGAAGAGGCUGGCCUCCAGCUCAUAGGUUUGCUACCAUUCCUUUGUAUUUCAUGAUGUCAGCUGGUUGUCAGUGCAGUGAAACCAAGCUUGGGACAGAGACAGAUUAUUCUGCCAUUUUCCCAGAUUUGUAAGGUUUGUGUCAGCCUUAGGCCUGGUCAUUGCACACUGUGUAGUCAGCCUAUGAGGUUCCCAAAAGUGUUGUGAUCAUCAGUAUUUUAAAGUUUAUCAGUAUGGCCGCAUGUCACCAUUACAACUAGAAAAAAAGAAGGUGACUUGGGCACAUGGGUUGUCACGUUGGCCAUCUUGGACUGAUGUGUGCCUGUGUUUGGCAUGAGUGAGAGUUUUUGGAAGCAUCCCCCAGAACAUCAUUAUGGUGUAUGGAAAGAGCCCAAAGGAUUUUUUAACUCAGUCUGAAAACUCAAAGCUCAUAUAGAACAUCUAUAUUUCUAUUUUUCAUUUAGGUAAAUUUUUGGUGCUGGGUAUUGAAGGUAGGAUCUCACUUAUAUUAAACAUUUGCUCUACCACUGAGCUACACAUCCAUCCCAUGGUAGUUUAAAAAAGGAAUAGAGGUGACAUCUUUGACAUGCUAAAAACCAAAGCACUAGAAUAAAAAAUACAGUAGCACAUGCUUUUAAUCGACACACUCAGGAGGCAAAGGCAGGUAGAUCUCUGAGUUUGAGGCCAGCCUGGUCUACAGAAAGAGUUCUGGGAAAGCCAGGGCUACGCAGAAACCUUGUCUUGAAAAACCAAAAAACAAACAUGUUUGGCACAAAAAUUAAAGUCAACCAGUAGAGUGAAAGAGGGGUUCAAAAACAGCCAUGUGUAUAUCUGUAAACUUACUAUUACUUAUUUUAAGUUUUGUAGUGCUGAAGAUUGAACCAGGAGUCAUAAGCAUGCUGGGCAAAAACUUUGGCAUGGACCUAUAGCUCCUGCCCUUUAUUUUAUUUUCAUGUUGAGACAUGGGAAUUACGAAGGUGACUAACCCAGAUAAACUUGGAACAUUUUUCUUCCCCCCAGUUUUUCAAGACAGGGUUUCUCUGUGUAGACCUGGUUGCCUAGAACUCACUGUACACCAGGCUGGCCUUGAACUCCUGAGUCCACCUGUCAGCUUCCCCAGUGCUGGGAUUAAAGGCGUGUGCCGCCACCACCACCGACUUGAAACUUUUGAUCCUGUACUGUCAGCUUACUGAGCAGGUGAGACAGGCUUAUACCACUAAGCCAAACACAAUCUAGGUAUCAUUCAUUUCUUUAUUGCUGUUUUGUUUUGUGUUUUUUUAUUUUAUUUUUUAUUUUUUUGAGCCAGCCUUGCUGUGUAUCCUAGACUGGCCUGUGAUCUUAUGUUUUCAUUCAGUAUCUAAAGUGCUAGGAUUACUAUCAACUUUUGUAAAUUUUUUUUUUUUUUGAGACAGGAUUUCUCUGUGUAUCUCUGGCAGUCCUGGAACUCUCUGUAGACCAGACUGGCCACGAGCUCACAGCAAUCCACCUGCCUCCCAGAGUGCUGGAAUCACAGGUAUGCGCCACCACACCCAGCUGGAAUACUUAUUUUUUUAAAUUUAUGGAGAUCAGAGGACAACUUGGGAGAGUCAGUUUUCUUCUCCCAUUUGGGACCUAGGGAUGGAACUCAGGUUGUCAGCCUUGGCAGCAAGCACUUUUGCCUGCUGAGCCACCUCGCCUGCCUAGCGGGCUGCUGAAGAUUGCAUCCUACAUUGUAUCCAGUAGGGCCUUCCUUUCUGUUUGUAGCUAAAGCAAAGCUAAAGGCUGAAGUAAGCUGAAACUCCCUUCCUAAGCUCUUUAUUUUCUUUUCCCCCUUUUCUGAGAGUCUUCCUGUAGACAGUUUUUGUUUUUGUUUUUUGAGACAGUGUCUCCCUGUGUUAGCUCAGGCUGUCCUUGAACUUGAGGUGAUCUUCCUGCUUAGCCUCCAACAUGCUGAGAUUACAAGCAUGCAUCACCACACUGGGAUUCCAUGCCCUGUCACAGAAUUUGAGGACCGCCAAGUCGGCAGCGUCAGGAAGACCGCAGGGUGCAGUUCAUCUCCAGGCCCAAGUGUGGUCAUGGGAACAUUGCAGCAAGCAGCCAUAGUUUAAUGCAGGAAAAAUAGCAAACAUCUCAGUGACAGAGAUAGCACAAUCACACCCAGUUCUCAGAAAUUAGUGUUAGAGGGAAGUCUUUUGAGAUGGCUCAACCAGUAAAAUGCGUUUGCCACCUAGCCGGACAACCUAAAUUCAACAGCCAGAGACCUGCAUGAUGGAAGGAGAGAGCCGAUUCUUAGCAGCUGUCCUCUGAGCUGGGUGUGGUGACCCACACCUGUAAUCCCAGCACUCAAGAAGCAGAGGCAGGAGGAUCUCUGUGAGUAAGUGAUGUGGCCUAUACACACACACCCUUGGUUGUUUAAAAUGAAAGGGUGUCUUUCAAGUUGAGAGUGUAGUUCAGUGGUUGAGCAUUUGCUUAGCUCGCGAUGAGGACUAAAAGGAUAAAAGUUACGUGGGGUGGGGGAUCGGGGCCAUGGGUCUUUAAGCCCAGUACUUGGGAGGCAGAAGCAAGCUGGACAGCGAGAUAACUCAUUGAGGAAAGGCACGCGCCACCAAAGCUGAUGACAUCUAUUUGCAGACUUGCCGGUUUUCAUUUUUGAUGAUGCUUGUGUGGGGGUUGUGUGCAUGUCAGUGCAGUGUUCACGGAGUGUGUCUGAUCCUUGGAGCUGGAGUUACAAGCAAUUGUGAGCCACCUAGUUUGGCAGCAAGUGUUCUUAAGAGCUGAACCAUUUCUCCUUAAUAAAUGUAUUUCUCCGCCAUAAAUGUACUUUUCAAGCUGUGUAUGUUUUUAUAGCUAGAAGCCCUUAGACUUAAGAUACUUGGCCCAUCUUGAGUUAAUUUCUGUGUAUGGUUUGAGGGAGGAGGUUCAACUUCAUUCUUUUGCCUAUGAAUUUUCAAUUGUUCCAGAUGCAUCUGUUGAAAAGACAUUUGUUGUCCAUUUAAUUGUCUUGGCCUUCUUUAAAAAAAUAAACUAACUGUAAAUAUGA
Molecule: messenger RNA, 6580 nt
Organism: Meriones unguiculatus (Mongolian gerbil)
Lineage: Eukaryota; Metazoa; Chordata; Mammalia; Rodentia; Muridae
Gene: Znf668
Product: zinc finger protein 668
Exons: 3
Coding region: 158-2017 (619 amino acids)
Biological process (GO): regulation of transcription by RNA polymerase II
Molecular function (GO): RNA polymerase II cis-regulatory region sequence-specific DNA binding; DNA-binding transcription factor activity
Source: RefSeq, a predicted model, not a curated record